AUGCUGGACUUUGUUGACGACGCGUCGAGUCGCGAAAAAUGCUUCACUACGAUCACCCAGGUCUCUAAUCUCCAGACUCCCAAUAGGUCGACCAUUCUUAACCAUCCAUUCGUGCAUACAAUCGAGGCGAUUCUGCCAUUAGAUGUCUACACCCGUAUCCAGACAUCGCUAGACAAACUUGAUAAACCCCGAUGCGCUCAAGUCUUCAUGACACCAUCUGACUUAUUGGAGCACGAAUUUUUCAAUACAUACAUCAAAACUGGCAACAUCCUCAUGAUUUCAGAAGGUCGAUUGGGGUCAGAUACUGUAUUCACCCUACGAGAUGGCAUACUCAGUGGUGAGAUGGGAAAAGAGAUUUAUGAACGCACUGGGCUGGUCGGCAAAUCCGUCCGCAGCGGUGGAAGGAAGCACGAAAAAGAUAGAUUUACCGUGGAGAUCAAUCUUCGGCUUCCUUCAAUGCUGCAUGGCAAGAAAGGGUUUGAGAAGAUCGUAUGGGCAUUCAAGAACGUCCUGAAUCAAUCGCUAGCCUGGCUUUUCAGUGAUCUCGACACGAAAUUAAAUGAGAAUGAUGAAAAUCAUCCAAUCAAUAAACAUCACCCUCGAUGGGUUGAUUGUUCACCCGUUCUAACCAAUAUUGGCAAAGUCAAAGUGCCAGUGAUGCCGAGUUUAUCGGAUGUCGAUGUCGAGACCAGUGAUGCUAUCUCGGAAUGGAUUGCACUGCUGCAGCUACGCUCGUCUCGUGUGUCCGCCGACGAUGACGUUGACCCAUAUUUGAGUCGUUACAGCGUACCUGAGCCAGUUCAAAAUACUACCAACUUAAUAAGUAUCAAAUGGCGCGGGUUGAUUCCCUCGCAAUGGACAAUUGAGACAUAUUUAUCUUUGUUAACUCAAACUUCCCAAGCAAAAAAUACGCCAUGGUUUGUUAUUACCGCAUCAGCUUUGGGAAAGCAAGCCGUGGAAGGUCGAGAUGGUUUUACGAUCCUGACUUCCCCAUCUCUAGGGCCUGCAGGUCUAGGCUCUAUUUGCUGGGAAUUUGUAGGAGCAACAGCCACCGACAAGGUUUCCGAUCCAUGGUAUUGA
Messenger RNA from Penicillium taxi, 1080 nucleotides. RefSeq names its product ribonuclease P protein subunit p40. Bases 1 to 1080 code for a protein of 359 amino acids. Gene Ontology annotation, biological process: tRNA 3'-end processing; tRNA 5'-leader removal; endonucleolytic cleavage in ITS1 to separate SSU-rRNA from 5.8S rRNA and LSU-rRNA from tricistronic rRNA transcript (SSU-rRNA, 5.8S rRNA, LSU-rRNA). Gene Ontology annotation, cellular component: ribonuclease MRP complex; multimeric ribonuclease P complex. Gene Ontology annotation, molecular function: ribonuclease P activity; ribonuclease MRP activity. The record is from RefSeq and is a predicted model, not a curated record. NCBI's taxonomy places the organism in Eukaryota, Fungi, Ascomycota, Eurotiomycetes, Eurotiales, Aspergillaceae. The transcript is spliced from 7 exons.